This is a messenger RNA of Penicillium concentricum, 1170 nucleotides long. RefSeq lists its product as uncharacterized. NCBI's taxonomy places the organism in Eukaryota, Fungi, Ascomycota, Eurotiomycetes, Eurotiales, Aspergillaceae. The transcript has a single exon. The record is from RefSeq and is a predicted model, not a curated record. Bases 1 to 1170 code for a protein of 389 amino acids.
AUGCCUAAACAGAAGCCCGUCCAGUCCGAUACCUCUGCAUCGACACAGUCACAAUUAUUAGAUUCCCAGUACGCGAACCAAUCACCCACCAUAAGCGCCAACAGCCGCAGCAGUGGUGGCCUCACUAGAAUGAUGAGUACCAUUUAUGAGAAAUUCUCAUCCGGCUCCAACGGCAGACAAAUAGGUGGUCUUGACGGUGCAUCGAGUCCUGAUGAGCGUGAGAGGAAAACCGAUCUUCGCAAGGCACCCGAGGUAAAGAAGCAACCCACCAAAAAACCUCCUCCCCUACCUAAGAAACGGCACUCUACUGCUCUUGGAAGCAGGGGUGGUGGAGUCACCAAGCCCUCAGCACCCGUUUCGAUGCAGAAUGUGAUCAAAACAACAAAGGAAGCCACGGAAGAAAUUUUGUCCAAAACGGAAUUGGAGGGAACUCGGUUUAGUUAUGUGGCGAGCAAAUGGACCGCUCCUUCCCUGGAUCCUGAUCUCGUGGAGUUUCCAAACCUCACCACUGUGGUUAAGGUCGUGCCAGGAGACACAUAUGACCAGGCUCUCGACAUGCAAGAUGCUGGCAACACCAGCGAUUUCAUGCCAGUAUGCGUUCUUAACUUUGCCAAUGCUUUUCACCCUGGUGGGGGCUGGCUUAGUGGUUCUCGAGCCCAGGAGGAACAGCUUUGCUAUCGAAGCACACUCAUUGAGUCUCUCCACUCCCACUUCUACCCAAUGACAGAUCUGGAGUGUCUUUAUUCACCCAAAGUGAUCGUUUUCCGAGAGAGUGUGGAAAAAGGGUAUACCUUUAUGUCAGAGGACGACGAGCUACAUUUGAACCCCGCUGUUAGUGUUAUUAGCAUGGCAGCGAGAGACAAGCCCAAGUUGACCGCCGACAAAUCCGCCUACAGGGACCCGGGACAACGGUAUCUCAUGAAAGGCAAGAUGCGAUUGAUUCUACGCACAGCAGCAGUCAACAAUCACCGCCGCCUGGUCCUCGGCGCCCUUGGCUGUGGGGCCUUUCACCAUCCCCCCCAGGUGGUGGCCGAUUGCUGGAAAGAGGUUCUCAUGAAACGCGAGUUCAGGGGAUGGUUUGAGCAGAUUUAUUUUGUAAUUAGAGAUGCACCCCAUGAGAAAAAUCUCGCAAUCUUCAAAGGGACAUUGGAUGGUUUGAACAUGGGAUAA